GUUAAAACCAGUGCAUGACAAACAGGGAAGUUAGCUCUUGAAUAUCCGCUCAACCAUAAUCAUUAUGUCAGAGGAAAAGCGAAUGAAAAUGGCGUCUUCACUAGAACAGCUGAAAACAUUGACCACUGUGGUCUGUGAUACUGGUGAUUUUGAGGCUAUUGACAAAUACAAGCCGCAAGAUGCCACAACAAACCCCUCGCUGAUCCUGGCCGCCGCCCAAAAACCACAGUAUGCUGCCCUCAUUGACGAAGCAGUGAAACAUGCAAAAGAGAAUGCAUCGGUGCUGGAUGACCAAGUGAAUGUAGCCAUGGACAAACUGGUGACCAUCUUUGGCUCUAAGAUUCUUAAGAUCGUUCCAGGGCGGGUCUCUACAGAGGUAGAUGCCAGGCUUUCCUUUGACAAGGAUGCUCAGAUCGCUAAAGCCCGAAGCCUCAUCAAGCUCUAUGAAGCGAAUGGAGUCAACAAAGAACGCAUCCUCAUCAAGCUCAGCUCCACUUGGGAAGGCAUCAAGGCAGCAGAGGUAUUGGAGAGAGAUGAUGGCAUUCAUUGUAACCUGACUCUGCUUUUCUCCAUGGCCCAGGCUGUAGCAUGCGCUGAGGCCAAGGUGACCCUCAUCUCGCCGUUUGUAGGUCGUAUUCUGGACUGGCACAAGGCAGCUUCUGGCAAAGCAAGCUACGAACCACAGGAUGAUCCAGGUGUCCAAAGUGUGACAAAGAUCUAUAACUAUUACAAGAAGUUUGGCUACAAGACAGUGGUCAUGGGGGCCUCCUUCAGGAAUGUUGGAGAGAUUAAGGAGCUCGGAGGUAUUGACCUUCUCACCAUCAGCCCUAAGCUGCUUGAAGAGCUAGCGAAUUCUACUGAAGAAGUGCAAAUGAAACUGGAUGCCAAAGUUGCUCAAAAGCUCGACAUGGAGAAGCUCGAGCUGAACGAGGGGUCGUUCCGUUGGAUGCACAACCAGAAUCAGAUGGCCGUCGAGAAGCUCUCCGAUGGCAUCAGGAAGUUUGCCGUCGAUGCUGUCAAGCUGGAAAACAUCCUCAGAGAGAAACUCUCGGCUUAAACCUUGUUACCAUAGCAACGGGAUAGCAUCAGCUUCAGAUCGACAAUGGGUAGUUUUGCAUUUUGCAUAAGUAAUAUGUGAUUGGGAGGAAAGGGUGUAUGGGAGAGGAGGUGGGGGAGGGGGGGGGGGGAGGGGGGUUUACACACACCCUUUAAGCUUUUGUACCUUAUUAUCUAUGUACCAAAUUGUCAGUGGUCAUCACAUUGAAAGACAUGAUUUGCGAAGUAACAUGCAGUUUAGAGUACAAAGACACACACUAUAAAUCAUGAAUAUUUGUUGGUCAUAGAAGCUUGUUUGAUUACAUGAAGAGGGUCUGUGCUCUCUUGUAUCACGUUUCAAGAUGUAGAAAUCACUGAUUGUGUAGGGCAUCCUUGAUGGGUAUAAACUCUCUGUUUUCAUGGUGCCAAGAAAGUAAAUGUUUUUGUUUUUUCAUCAUGCUGAACGUUAUUCUCUUAUGACACAUAAAAACAUCAAAGAGUUUUAUUCAUGGAAUUACAAACCUGUACCUAUGUUCAUACUUUAUUAAUGUUAUGUGAACUUUAGUCUGCUUCUUCUUAAGUUAUGCACCUAUUCUAUUUCAGAAUAUUUGUUACUAGAGUUAUACUUCCAAUUCCAAAGUCCAGUCGUGACAGAUCGGGAUAUUAAUAAGACUAACAGUAACUAAAUCUAUUUUCGUUAUUAAUGUCAGUUUUGCGAAGUAACAAAGAACGUUGAUGAACUUUAUUUUAGACUGGCACUGAGGAAGGAAAAAGACAAUUUCAGUUGCCAAAUUAUGUCCUCUGAACCAUCUAAUCAACUCAAAUCAACAUUAAGCCUUUUGUAAAGUGGAUGUUGAACAUCAUCAUUGAAACUAUUCUAUUGUUACUGGUGAGAAAGAAAAAAAAAGCUGGCUAAGCAUAGAUUGUUGAAUAUAUAUUUGGUAUUAGAGGUGUAUAUUUUAUUUUUGAUGUAGAAUCUAAUUCAUUCACUCCAUGCUAUCUGUCAAACAGACUUAAGAUAUCUAAAUCCUGUCAGUCAUACUAUUCAAAGCUCCUGACAGGAAAGAGCAUGUUAUAAGAGGUGAUGCUCAUUGGACAUACCAAGAAACUAACAUAUAUUUUCAUUGCCAUCAUUGUGAUCAUAAUCAUAAUAAUAUCCAUCAUUACAUUUUGAAAUACAAAAGUAAUUUAGUUAAAAACAUGGAUAUCUUUUUUUAAAGCUAGUUCAUAUUGCUUGAAGUCAUUGUACUUUUUUGACAAUUUUUCAUUCAUUUGAAUAAGCAUGCAUGAACUGAAGUGCAAAUGUUCUUAAUAAUCAUGCACACCAGAUUAAAUUCAUUUGUAUUCUCUUAUGUACAAAUAAGGGAUUAAAAUCAGUGCCACAAAAAAACAACGAUAUAUUUUCCUAGUCCAAUUUGAACCAAAACCUUCAGUUUCUGUCAAAAUCGAUAGUUAUUCCACUGAGACUGUCUGGGUGCACUGACUGCCUCUAGGGUUGAAAAAUAUCAGUUUUUGUGAAAGAAUUUCCAUACCAGAGGCUUAUUUCUAUCUAAUUCUGAUUGUUUUUAUACAGAUGGCAUGCAAAUACAAUGAUACAUAAAUGAGUAAUGUUUGUAUUUUGUUUCUAAUCAUUCCGGUUAGGUCUUGUUAAUGGCAGAGAAUAAGAGUAUAAAUGUACUGUGCAUAUUAUUAUGGAAGUUUGGAAAAUAGUAAGAACGUGAAUAAGAGUAUUCAAGGUUCUUCUAAUAUGUAGUAUGCAAUGACUUCAAAUAAAUUGUUAUGUACUAACUCGUA
Strongylocentrotus purpuratus (purple sea urchin) is the source of this 2829-nucleotide messenger RNA. RefSeq names its product transaldolase (gene taldo1). Gene Ontology annotation, biological process: pentose-phosphate shunt, non-oxidative branch; pentose-phosphate shunt; carbohydrate metabolic process. The record is from RefSeq and is a predicted model, not a curated record. Gene Ontology annotation, cellular component: cytoplasm; intracellular anatomical structure. Gene Ontology annotation, molecular function: transaldolase activity. The transcript is spliced from 9 exons. Bases 65 to 1057 code for a protein of 330 amino acids. NCBI's taxonomy places the organism in Eukaryota, Metazoa, Echinodermata, Echinoidea, Camarodonta, Strongylocentrotidae.